GGAAAAUCAUAUUUAUUUUAAGAAUAUUUAAUAUUUGUUUGAAAAGGUGAUAAAACUCGAUAGUUUUUGUGAUUUUUUCGAUUUUUUGUACAGGAUAUGUAUUCGAAUAUGAUCGGAUCUUGGAAUAAAUGCCAGAUUCGGUUUUUUCGUGCCAAAAAACCCCCCAAUACCAAUUUUCACAAUAAUCGAUUAAUAAACACAUCAUCUCCCAGAAUAGUGGAAAAUGGAAACUUCAAAAAAAUUUUUUGUAUGAAGUCAUGAGCCAACUAAGAAAAACGGUUAUCACCGAUGAAUUCCUUGGCCCGGAAUUAGGAAAGGCUAAUAUGGACAAGCAAAAUGUAAAUUUGCAAACUGGUUUACAUCUAGCCGUCGAACGGCAACAUGUUCAAAUUGUAAAAUUACUUGUACGCGAAGGUGCCAAUUUAAAUAUACCAGAUAAAGAUGGUGAUACACCACUGCAUGAAGCUCUACGUCAUUACACACUCUCACAGCUUCGUCAAUUGCAAGACGUUGAAGGAUUCGGUAAACUGUUGAUGGGAUUACGUAACCAUACGGAUAAGAAAGCUUCAGCAUCAAUUGCAUGUUUCUUGGCAGCCAAUGGGGCUGAUUUAACGAUAAAAAAUCGCAAACUACAAACGCCAUUGGAUCUGUGUCCAGAUCCAAAUCUUUGCAAAGUUUUAGUGAAGUGUUACAACGAGCGUAAGACUGACGAUAUGGAUCUACCCGGAAACAUGGCAAACAUGGCAAUCAGCGUUAAUUCAUCAAACGUUAAUAUUCAAUCGGAUCAAAAUACAAAUGAAACAAUCUUAGAAAACGAAACAAAUAUAAGCACAACUACCCAAUUGGAAGAAUGUUUAAUAUGCUCGGAUCUGAAACGUGAUACAAUAUUUAAGCCUUGUGGACACGUUAGCUGUUGCGAUACAUGCGCACCACGUGUUAAAAAGUGUUUAAUAUGUCGAGAGACAGUAUUUUCAAGGGAAAAAAUUGACGAAUGCCUUGUAUGUUCGGAUAAACGAGCAAGCAUAUUUUUCAAACCAUGUGGCCAUAUGGUUGUUUGUGAAAAUUGUUCGAAAAUAAUGAAGAAAUGUGUACAAUGUCGUACGCAAAUUGAUGAAAUGGUGCCACUAUCUGUCUGCUGUGGUGGCACAGGUGCUGUAGAAAAAGUUUCAGCAUCACUUGAUGACAAAAAUGAUAGCGAAUUAAUGUUGGGCAUCAAUAAAUUGGGCAUUAACGUUGCAAUGAAUAAUACAGUAUCUGCAACACCUUCAAAUGCUGCUGUUAAUCAAACGAACACAAAUAUUAAUAAUAUACAGUUGGAUGACGUACAGAAACUUCAACAACAACUGCAAGAUAUCAAAGAACAGACAAUGUGUCCGGUUUGUUUUGAUCGCAUUAAAAAUAUGGUCUUCCUUUGUGGUCAUGGAACAUGUCAAAUGUGUGGCGAUCAAAUUGACGGAUGCCCAAUUUGCCGUAAAACUGUUGAAAAACGAAUACUGUUGUUCUAAUGACGUUAUCGAAUAAUACGGAAGUCCACGCUAAAUAUAGCCAGACUUCAUGAUAAGAACUAUUAACAUUGUUCCUUAAAUUAAACUAAAUUAAUUUUUUCAUUUAUUUGUUUGAUUGAUUGAUUGAUGAUUUUAAUGUGCAAUUUGCAGUGUGUGAACGAUGCUAUUCGACAAUAAAGUAUUCUCAGUUUUUCCAUCGUCGCUAUUUAA
Messenger RNA from Contarinia nasturtii (swede midge), 1715 nucleotides. RefSeq names its product E3 ubiquitin-protein ligase mind-bomb-like. NCBI's taxonomy places the organism in Eukaryota, Metazoa, Arthropoda, Insecta, Diptera, Cecidomyiidae. The transcript has 7 exons. The record is from RefSeq and is a predicted model, not a curated record. Bases 258 to 1505 code for a protein of 415 amino acids. Gene Ontology annotation, molecular function: protein binding; ubiquitin-protein transferase activity. Gene Ontology annotation, biological process: protein ubiquitination. Gene Ontology annotation, cellular component: cytoplasm.